Molecule: messenger RNA, 1278 nt
Organism: Parathielavia appendiculata
Lineage: Eukaryota; Fungi; Ascomycota; Sordariomycetes; Sordariales; Chaetomiaceae
Product: MFS general substrate transporter
Exons: 1
Coding region: 1-1278 (425 amino acids)
Biological process (GO): transmembrane transport
Cellular component (GO): membrane
Molecular function (GO): transmembrane transporter activity
Source: RefSeq, a predicted model, not a curated record
AUGGACGACGGCGGCAAGACCCCGGAACCAGCCACAGCAACACCACAACAACCCCCAACCUCCGGUCCAGAUCCAAUCCCCGACGGCGGCCUGACAGCCUGGUUGCAAGUGGUCGGGUCGGCCGCCAUCCUGGUCAACACGUGGGGCGUUAUCAACACCUUUGGCGUGUUCCAAGCGUACUACGAAACCGACCUCCUCCGCGACCACUCGUCGUCCGACAUCUCGUGGAUCGGCUCGACGCAGGCGUCACUGCUCUUCCUCGUCGGCGUCGUCGCCGGGCCGCUCUACGACAUGGGCUACUUCCGGCACCUGCUGUUCGUGGGCCUGUUCCUGAUCGUGUUUGGCCAGUUCAUGACGUCGCUGUGUACCGAGUACUGGCAGGUCAUGUUGGCGCAGGGCAUCAGCCAGGGAGUGGGCAUGGGCCUGACCUUCUUGCCGUCGGCGGCCAUCCUGGGGCAAUACUUCUCGCGGCACCGGGCGCUGGCGCUGGGCCUGUCGAGCGUCGGGUCGCCCGUGGCAGGGACCGUGUUCCCGAUCCUCUUCAGCCGGGUGCUGCCCCGCGCUGGGUUCGGCUGGGCUACCCGGGCCAUCGCCUUCAUCCUGCUGGGCGUGUCGGCGGUCCCGAUCGCCUUCAUGCGCACGCGGGUGCCGCCCACGAGCAAGAGGGUGCUGGUGGACCGGACCGUGGUGAGGGACGUGCCAUACCUGCUGUUCGUCGCCGGCGGGCUGUUCGCAUUCCUCGUCCUGUACGUUCCGUUCUUUUAUAUCACGCUCUUCGCCACGUCGCACCAUGUCACGAGUGACAGCUUCGCGCCGUACCUGGUCACGUUGCUCAACGUCGGGUCCAUCUUUGGGCGCAUCGUUCCCAACGCGCUCGCCGACCGCUGGGGGUCGAUGAACAUCAUAAUCGCGUGCGCGUUUUGCAGCGCGAUCCUGAUCUUUGGCUGGCUGGGGAUUCACGACCUGGGGGGCGCCGUGGUGUAUGCGCUGCUCUUUGGAGCCUUCUCCGGCGGCGUGGUUUCCCUUACACCGAGCGUGCUUGUCGGGCUCUCUCCCGACAUGGGGCGCAUGGGAGCUAGGAUGGGGUUGGCCUUUGUGAUCUCGGGCAUAGCGAUCCUCGUGGGGACCCCGAUCGCCGGGGCAAUUCUGGGCACCGAAGAGAGUCCCCAAUGGUUGGGGACUAUGCUAUAUGCGGCGUUUGGACUUCUGGUGGCGACCGUGUUCUAUUCGGCGUCGAGAAUCCUGUUGUAUGCACGGAGUGGUAACCUCAAGGCUUGA